Molecule: messenger RNA, 2502 nt
Organism: Bathycoccus prasinos
Lineage: Eukaryota; Viridiplantae; Chlorophyta; Mamiellophyceae; Mamiellales; Bathycoccaceae
Exons: 1
Coding region: 1-2502 (833 amino acids)
Source: RefSeq, a predicted model, not a curated record
AUGGUGGGAGAAGCGAGGAGGAAACGACGAGAACACCUUCCGAAGAAGAAGAAGGAGACGAAGAAGAGUCAGACUUUGUCUCUUUUCUCUCCAACGCUCGGUUUAUUUGAUGCGGCGGAAGAAGAAGGAAACGACACUAAUGUUUUCUUUACGAACACGAUUGAAAAUCCAGAGAGCGGAGUGACGUGCGAAGUUCUGGUGGACGCGAAGAGCGGGAUGGCGAAAGCUGGGAUAGAGCGCGACGAAGACGGCGAUUUUUUGUAUCAAGGAACGUACGACGAAAACGGGUUGAGAAGUGGAGAGAAGUGCGUAAUGGUUGGAAUCGGGGAUUCGGUGGUGUACGGGACGUUUAAAAACGGCGCGCCGAACGGAUGGUGCGUGUACGUGUAUCCGAAAAUCGCAGACGUGAGGAAAGCGUUGCUUUCGAAAGAGGACGGAAGAGCGAGAGAAAACGGGAUGAAAAACUUGAUCAAGGAGUGCGAUUACGUCGUUGGGUAUUUUAGGGACGGGUACGUGCCGUACUUUGACCGGGACAAGAAAGCACAGACGGGCGACGAAGACGUGUGGUAUCGAAACGCGAGCGACGAUAGAGUGGAAAUGACCUUGGACGAAGAAAUGACUGCCAUUUUAGAGUGCCUCAGUUGGACGAAAAAGACGCACGGCUUUGAGGAUAAAAGCACGUAUGAGAAGCUGCGUUGGGUGACGAUGGAGGAAAUAGAAACGAAGAUGAAGGGUAGACGGAAAUGGAUUUGUCCAUUCGAGGCGAAUUCGUGUGGGUACCACAAAGUAGGCAUCGACGACGAGGGACGUUCCGAGACAAACUUCGUGUCCAUUUACGGAUGCAAAGAAGGUGAACUCGUUGCUAUUUACUCGAGUUUUCCGGCAGAGGUGAAAUGCUUUAAAGGACUUGCGAGAAGGUGGGAUCUCAGAGAUGAAAUAGCGGCUUUGGACGAUUUAUCGGAUGAGGAGGACGAGAACUUUUCUCGAAAAGACGAAGUACGAGGGCAAAAAAUCGACGCAGAGAAGCGUGGUAGGGGAGGGCGAUUUCUUCUGUGCGGUAUGACUUACGAUGGAAGGUAUCGAGCCACGUGUACCACCUACGGAACGGAUGCAGCAGUACACGUAAAAGAAGAGUAUAACUGCGAGCGAGUACCUCUUUAUCACUGGAAGAUGAUCGGGAGUGACUAUUGUUUGUGUUUGCGAGCGCUGAGAGAUAUCAAAGCGAACGAACGCAUAUCAGUUGGACCAGAUUAUACCGGUGGUUGGCGGCUGAAUCCUUACUCCGAGGCUGGCUAUUACCAUCAUCUCAUGAACACUCCAGAAAAAAUCGUAUUUGAAUCGACAAAGCCGACGAAGAGGAGAGGAGGAGAAGUCACGAAGAAAGCGCGGAAGGCAAAGAAUGAUGACAACGAAGAAGAGAACAUAUCGAACGUUAAAAUAAAGCGUCACGGUCCGUGGCUUUGCGCAUACAUCGAUAACGUCGAGCAAGGAUUAUUGUACGACUCGAAUUGGAGAGAAAGCGAUGAGGAUGAGGACGGCGAAGGAAAAAACAACGCUACAAAAAUUGCUCGCAUCGAUCGAAGCGUCGUUGGUUUUGAAUACAUUCGCGCGAUGGCAACCAUCGCUAUCGCAUUCGGAUGCGCAUCAGACCAUAGCUGGCUCGUACCGAUUUUGUGUCCUAAACGAUACAAGGAGAUGUGCGAUCCAUUAUUUAACGGAUUUUUAGAGAAGGUUCGCAUUUUAAACUUGGGAUUUGGUACCGGCGCACUUUCCGGGUUUCUCUGCUCCAAAUUGAACUCCGAAUAUGAACAGAGAAUUGAUCUCGAAAGCGUGGAGUACUCGAAACCAAUGUGUGACGUGAUUCUGAGGAAUUCGAAGACUCUCGAGUUCCCGCGGUUUCCAAACGAAACCAUACACGAGUGCUCGGCGGAACGCUACCUCGAAGAAGAAUUGGAACGACUUUCAUCAAAAGGAUACCAUCGCCUGAAUAAACAAGGCUUUAGUUGCGUUUUUCUCGAUUGCUACGACGGUCAAGGUCUCAUCCCAAAGCGAUGCUUGGAGAAAUCUUUCAUUCAAAACAUUUACGAUUGUUUAGAGAAAACUCGCGGCGGGAUUCUCGUGUGUAACUGCUGGUCGGGCAAUCUCAAAGCUUUGGCGGAAUUCCGCGAGACGCUCUCCUCCGUUUUCAACUACGCAUCGAGCGAGUCCACGGAUGAAAACUGGGUCGAAUCCGUCCAAAUCUUCAAAGAACCGAGCGGCCAAACCAACAACUGCGUCGUCGUCGCCAGCCGUCGCGUUUUGACGAGGGAGUCCGAGAUAAGCCGAAAAGAGGGAGAAGAAGAAAAUAUCCUCGAGUUUUUACGGCUCAAAUUUCCAUUCGGAGGAAUUCCCUUUGGCCUCUCCUCGGGAAAGUCGUUGUUCGACGCCAGCCGUGAUCUCAGUGUCAGUCAUUUAGGAAAGUUAGAAGAGUUCACGUUUAGUUUUAGCGGAGUCGAGUAUUGA